AUGUUAGGCGGGGUUAGUCGAAGGACGGAGAAGGACGGCCGGGACUCGGGGAAGUUGGACGAAUUAGCCGAGGUUUGUCGACCGUCGAUCGCACGAUUUGGUCAAUCAUAUGCGGGGGCGAUCCAACAGAUGAAAUCAGAAGCUUUAGAACGGCCCUACUAUGACACUAUAACACGUUUGGAAUCAAGUGAAUCCACAAACUUACGAGAUGCUGUAGCCGUUCAUACGGUUGCCAUCAAGGCUAGGGCAGAACUCCUAAAGGAACCAGAAUGGCGCUAUGGAUACGAUAUAAACUUACUCCUACAAGAUCCAUACAAGAGUGCACAUCUGCCGGGACAACCUCCUCCUUCCUCCAAAAAAUGGCAAUCAUCUCUGCUUCUGAGAGCUGCUAAAGCUGCACAAUCGGUCCUUUCAAAUGACUCAUUCUUUGAGAAUCUCACAAUCAGAAAACCUAGAAUUGUGGAUAACUGGCGACCUUCACAAGGAGAAUGUGUCGAUACAUCACCCUUUUCAGCUGUGUUGAUACGUCAAGUGGUAAACUAUAAGGUGAUCGUUGAUGAACUGCGGCUAACUUUGCCGUGGUCACAAACCAUGUCGUAG
This is a messenger RNA of Tremella mesenterica DSM 1558, 600 nucleotides long. RefSeq lists its product as uncharacterized. The transcript is spliced from 5 exons. The coding region runs from base 1 to 600 and encodes 199 amino acids. NCBI's taxonomy places the organism in Eukaryota, Fungi, Basidiomycota, Tremellomycetes, Tremellales, Tremellaceae. The record is from RefSeq and is a predicted model, not a curated record.